AUGGCACAGCCAGUCGAAAGUCCAGAGGUCUCCGUAAACGCGGCAUCGAAGGAUACGUGGUCCGCAUCCACGUACAACAAUACCGCUUCGUUUGUGUAUUCGCCGGCAUUCACCUCCGUGGUCUUGUCGCUGCUCGACGCAAAGCCUGGGGAGAAGAUCAUCGACAUCGGAUGCGGAAGCGGGGAAGUCACGCGCGAGAUCCAACGCCUGGUUGGCGCUGCUGGGCUCGUUGUCGGCAUGGAUAGCAGCGAGAGUAUGGUCAGCCAGUGCAAGCAAAAUGGCCUCGAGCAUGCAUUCGUCGGGGAUGCACAAGACUUCGAAGUUCCCGCCGACUUCCCAGGCCAUUUGCGUGGCGGCUUUGACGCGGUCUUCUCCAAUGCAGCCUUGCACUGGUGCAAGCGCAAGCCGGAAGGCGUUCUCACUUGUGCCAGGCGCAUUCUGAAACCAGGCGGAAGAUUCGUCAUUGAAAUGGGCGGCCUGAUGAAUUGCGUCGGUGUGCGAGCGACUCUGCAUAAAGUGCUCCGCACCAAAGGGUACAAUCCGGAUGAACUGGAUCCUUGGUAUUUCCCAUCUAUUGAGGAUUAUAGAGAGCUCCUAGAAUCUGCAGGAUUUGAAGUGCAGCACAUCUCGCUGAACCCGCGCAUAACGCCUUUGAACGGCCAAUUGAUCGACUGGCUACGUCUUUUCUGCCGGCCGCAUUUCCUGGCCGAAAUGGCAGAUGAAGAGGCCGAGGAGAUCAUGUCGACCGUGCAGGACAUCUGCCGCAUCGAUUGCAUGGAUUCCCGAGGACGAUGGACGAUGAUGUAUACCCGCCUGCGAGUCGUUGCAAUCCUGAAAUCGGCCCCUUAA
Messenger RNA from Postia placenta MAD-698-R-SB12, 849 nucleotides. RefSeq lists its product as hypothetical. The coding region runs from base 1 to 849 and encodes 282 amino acids. The record is from RefSeq and is a predicted model, not a curated record. NCBI's taxonomy places the organism in Eukaryota, Fungi, Basidiomycota, Agaricomycetes, Polyporales, Adustoporiaceae. Gene Ontology annotation, molecular function: S-adenosylmethionine-dependent methyltransferase activity. The transcript has 4 exons.